AUGAAUGGAACUUUGACUAUUACAUUCAUUGAAUAUAAUUAUUUAUUUAAUUAUACCCAAUUUAUUAAUUCACCAUUAAAGAUACUUUCAUUUAGUUUAUUAAUUUUGAUUAAUUUUAGUAUUUUUGCAUCUAACUUAUUUAUGAUUAUUAUAUUAUUAUUAACUAAAAAUAAACGUUUUGAUGCAACACGUAAAUUACUUAUUAAUUUAUCUAUCAUUGAUAUGAAUUUUGCUUUAUAUAUAAUGCCUAUAUCUAUUAUGUAUGUAAUAUUAAAAAUGUAUUGGAUAUCUUAUUACAUAAUCAUUUAUUAUAUAUGGAUUAUAUUUGAUAUUUAUUUUUGUACAACAAUUAUGUUAAAUUUAGUUAUUAUAGCAUUUGAUAAAAUGUUAGCUAUUAAUUAUGCUGUUAAAUAUAAUCAAAUUAUGUCACCAAUACGUGUACGUUUAUUAAUAUUACUUAUAUGGUUAUUAGGAUUAUUGAUUAUAUUACCAUUAAUUUUUUAUAUUAUAUGGUAUCAAUUACAAUUAAAAUCAUCUAAUGAUUUGAAUUUAAUUUAUACCAAUAUUGAUAUUACUAAUUCAUUACAUAAUCAUAAUAAUAAUAAUAAUAAUGAUAAUAGUAAUGACUGUACACAAUAUAAAUGUAAUUCAAUUCAUGUAAGUAUAUAUAUACGUUUGUUUAUUACAAUAUGUUCAAUGUAUAUACCAACAGGUUUAAUGUGUUAUUUUUAUUUUCAUGUAUUCUCUAAAGUAAUAAUUAAUAAACGUGGUAUAUCUAUUGGUUUAUUAAUUGAUAAUGAUAAUAAUUAUCAUAGACAAUUAAAGAAAAAACAAACAUCUUUUAAUAAUGAUGAUAUAAACAAAGGGGAUUACGAUAAGAUUCUUGAUAAUAUUGAUGAUGAUAAUAAUAAUGAUUAUAAUAUUAAAGGGGUUAAAUCGAAAAAGGAUAAAAUGCUUAAAGAUAAGAAUACAAUAAAUCAAUCAAAACAUGGUUUAUUAAGAGUACAUGUUGGAGGAAAACAAUUACUAUGCAAUAAUAAUAAUACAUUUAAAAACCAUAAAUACAACAGUACUACAAAUAUUAACCAUAUUCAUAAUAAUAAUAAUAAUAAUUCACAACCUGUAAAGCUAAUUAAUGAUGAGAAAAAGGAUAUUGAUGAUUCAACCAUGAUAAUCAAUAGAUUACUAAUUGAUUCAAGUAUAAAAAAACAAGAUGAUCUAUAUGAUCAACCACGAUCAACAUCAUCAUCAUCAUUGAGACAUCAACAGCAACAUUUAUCAAUGACAAGGGAAUUUAUACCAUCAAAUGAUUAUACUUCAUCUAAUCAAAAAUCUUAUUAUCCAAAUUCAAUAAAUUUUAUUAAAACUACUGAUAACCUAAAAAACAAUAAUAAUAAUAAUAAUGAGAUUGUAAUGAAAAAACACUCAAAUUCAUUAUCUGAAGUAUUCUUAAAAGUAAACAGGAAUAAAUUAAAUGAUAGUAAUAAUAAUAAUAAUAAUAAUAAGCAAACGAUUAAUCAACAACCUGAUACUUCACAACAACAGAAUAAUUUAAAAGAUAAACUUGCAAAUAUAUUACGUAAACAUUCAUUUCAUACAUUAUCUCCAUAUACUUAUAUUAAAACAUCAGAAUUAACUCAAUCAAGACGUUCUACUGGUAGAACUGAUAAAGAUACUAAAUUUAAUGAUAUUAUCACAUUAAGACGAUGUGCUCUGAUGCCAUUAAAUAAUCAUACAGCAUGUUCAUCAAUAAGUAAUGAAUAUAUGAAUUCUGGUAGAAAUUCAGAAAAUUUAUCAAAUCUUUCUGCAACAUUUAUAACACCAAGAAAUAGUAAUCAAUUAGAUCGAUCAAUUAAUAUAACACAAGAUCAACUAUGCUACUCAUCAACAAAUUAUAAUGGGAAUCAUAAACUAAAACGUUCUAUUGAAUUUAAAGCAAUCUCUAUGUUUCUAUUUAAUAUUAGUUCAAUUCUAUUAUGUUGGUUACCAUAUUAUACAUUAUUCUUAUUUACUGAUCAUUUACCUAAUUUAUGUCUUACAUUUACUGUAUAUGAAUUUUUUUAUUGGUUAAGAUUUUUAUGUAUAGUAUUUAAUCCAUUAAUAUAUGGUUCUGCAUCAGAAGAUUUACGUAAAGCUUUUAAACGUUUUAUAUUACAUUGUGGUAAAGUAAAACAUGAAAAAAAAGCAUUAAAACGUUUAGUAUUAGCUGGUCUUGGUGCAGCUGGUAUACCAUAUGGACAUAGAAUAAUAAUACCACAACAAAUGAAAUCAUCCGAUUAUAAUCAACAACAACAACAACAACAACAAAAUAGAUCAGUUAUAUUUAAUAAACCAUUAAUGAUAAUAGCUGAUAUUGAUGAUAAGACUUGACUAUUUAGUACCAUUUGUAUUAUAUACAUUCAAAGUUUUCUUAUGUUUUUUUUUUCAUCUGUGAUUUUGAAUUUUGUAUUAUAAUAUUAUUGUAAAUGAUUGAAUAUAUGUGUUCACCAUUUCACCAUUUAUUGUUCAAUAAUGAACCAUAAAGGGAUAUUUCUUAAUGUGAGUAAAUACAUGUUUACUAAUCAAUGUCAUUCUAAUAUGUUUCAUGUUGUAAAAAGAGAUAAAAACAAGCGCUAAUUACUUUUUUCUUUUUUCUUUUUUCGUUGUUUUUGUUGUUGUUGUUAUUAUUUAAAUGGAUUCUUAUAUGUUUAAAUUAUUGAAUGAACAAAUGAAUGUAUAGUAAUGAUAUAUAUAUAUAUAUAUAUAUGUUUAAUGAUUUGUCUAUUUUUAUUGUCAUAAGGGGUUUUGUGGAGAUUUAG
This is a messenger RNA of Schistosoma rodhaini, 2798 nucleotides long. Lineage: Eukaryota; Metazoa; Platyhelminthes; Trematoda; Strigeidida; Schistosomatidae. The record is from the annotation of a GenBank genome assembly.